AUGCCGCCUUUCCCAGGUGAAGAAACACUGGCUACAGUGUACGCCGAUCUACAUUCUUACUUCACAGCUCCCAGCCCUCGGCCUGCUCUCCAUCGCUUCGAUAAAGCGUCCUACUUCUAUGUCUACUACAACUCCACCAGGCAGACCAGUCGUGUCGAAGCCGCGAUCUAUGCGGGAACACCUGACCAGACCGCCUUCAACGGCUUUCUAGACAACGUCAAGGUGAUACACUCCCACAAAUUCCCGACCAGAGUGACGCUGCUCGUCGAUGGCGACACCACCUCGAACACUUCACCCACUUCUCCCCGUACAGCGAGAGAUCCGGACGAAUGGCGUCUUGCCAGUUCAGAUCCACGAGAUCCGGGCACCUCGAAAUACAAAAUACACACCGUCGACAUCUAUUUCUGGAACAAUGACGACUCGAAAUUGGUCCUGGACAUCUUCAAGAGACUGCUCCAUCCCAAUCAGCUGGACAUUGAGGAGGUCCAAGAAGAGCUGCCCCACCAUGACAUGGUGAGCCCGGUGGUUCAAAACCUGGAGAAUGUGGCUAUAUCCGAUCCGGCAUACAAAGAUUGGCAGUAUGAUCACGCCUCGGGACCUCAUAAGCCCGUCCAGUCACCAUCCCCAGCUGCCGUGACUAGCCGAUCGUCCGCUCCCGGUCAAGCAACGUCAAUCUCGCCUGCUUCAGCCGCUGCGAGUGCGGGAGGGAGAUCAUCCGCCAAACAAGCACCAGUGACAGACUAUACGCCUUUAGCUUAUAAUCCAGCAGCGCCCGCGGCACCAGAACCGAUUGCACAUAGAGAGGACACCCCCCCUCCAGUCGACGCCGCCGACGGGACAGGCCUGACUGCGGCCGCCAAGCAUGACAACCCAUACGCCCCUCCGCCGCACCCACAAGCGUUCGGGGGUCCGCCAUCGGGGGUUCCUGGCGCGUAUGCGCAUUAUGGCUCUCCGCCACCGCCGCCGCCGCCCUCAUUUGGGCCUCAUGCGACCACAUCACCCGCGCCGUCCUUCGGACCUCAGGCUGCAGCGACUGUGCCACCGUCCUUUGGCACUCAAGCCUCGUCGACGUCACUGCAGACUUCUCCCCCAACAUCUGUGUCUACAAACUUCGCACCACCCCCAACAAGUGCAGGCUCCGACGGUAGCCGCCAUCCGUCAAUAGCUGCCCAGACAUAUGUACCCCACGGGCAGGAUCCGAACUCUCACAUCUUUGGACAGCCGCCAGUGCAGACCCCUGGCACACAAUUCUACCAAUCAAUCAAUGACCAACCGCAUAAACCACUGCAACAUGUACAACCACAGUAUCCGGACUAUCUGGCCGCCGGGCAACCCCCAGCUCCAGCCGCGCCUCCGCUGGGGGGAUACUCUACGUACAACUAUGGCCAAGCACAACCACCCCAGCCUGCUACAGGUGGCUACGAUGUACACAACCAGGUCUACCGACCCACUGAAACGGAACAUCAGACCCACCACCACAGCAGACCUUCGAAGAGUUCAGGUUCGCAGCACAAGCCCACGCACACGGAGAAGAUCGAGAAGGGCAUUGGCAAGUGGAUCAAGAAAGUUGAGAAGAACUUUGCAUGA
This is a messenger RNA of Cladophialophora carrionii CBS 160.54, 1587 nucleotides long. RefSeq lists its product as uncharacterized. Lineage: Eukaryota; Fungi; Ascomycota; Eurotiomycetes; Chaetothyriales; Herpotrichiellaceae. The record is from RefSeq and is a predicted model, not a curated record. The transcript has 2 exons. Bases 1 to 1587 code for a protein of 528 amino acids.